Molecule: messenger RNA, 1041 nt
Organism: Penicillium brevicompactum
Lineage: Eukaryota; Fungi; Ascomycota; Eurotiomycetes; Eurotiales; Aspergillaceae
Product: aldo/keto reductase
Exons: 4
Coding region: 1-1041 (346 amino acids)
Source: RefSeq, a predicted model, not a curated record
AUGGCUGAAUCAAUGGAAUACGUUCGUCUUGGAAACUCCGGCCUCAAGAUCUCCAAGAUCAUCUUGGGUACUAUGGGCUACGGAAGUAAGCAAUGGCAAGACUGGGUUCUCGACGAGGAGGAUUCUCUUCCCCUGAUUGAACAUGCCUACAAAUUGGGUAUCAACACCUGGGAUACGGCCGACGUCUACUCCCACGGCAAAUCCGAGGAAGUCGUUGGAAAGGCCCUGAAGAAGUACAACAUCCCUCGCAACCGCGUGGUCAUUCUGACCAAGUGCUUCUUCGGCGUUGAUGACGAGGGCAAGUUCCCUCCCAUCUCUGCCUCCGCUACCAACAACGGUCCAUUCGUCAACCGCACCGGACUGUCGCGCAAGCAUAUCUUUGACGCAGUCGAUGCUAGUGUCGAACGUCUGGGCACAUACAUCGACGUCUUGCAAAUCCACCGAUUGGACCGGGAGACUCCUCGCGAGGAGAUCAUGAAGGCGCUCAACGAUGUCGUUGAAAGCGGCAAGGUCCGGUACCUCGGUGCCAGCUCAAUGGCUGCAUGGGAAUUCCAAACCCUCCAAAACAUCGCCGAGCGCAACGGCUGGCACAAGUUUAUCGCAAUGCAAAACUUCCACAACUUGAUCUUCCGCGAGGAAGAGCGCGAGAUGAUCCCCUACUGCCAGGAUGCCGGCGUGGGUGUUAUCCCCUGGUCUCCUAUUGCGCGUGGUGCGCUGGCUCGGCCCUGGGGAUCUCGCGGAACUGUGCGCGAGAACAGUGAUGGCGCUCUGAAGAUGUUUGUGCGCAGCCGCGAGUCUGAGGCCGAUAAGGCUAUCAUUGACCGGGUUGAGGAAAUCUCUAAGAAGAAGGGCGUCAGUAUGGCGCAGGUCGCUAUUGCUUGGUCGCUGUCACACACGGGCAUCAACCCUAUUGUUGGACUCCAUAGCAUUGAUCGUAUUGACGAGGCGGUUGCUGCUACCAAGGUUCAGCUGUCGGCAGAGGAGAUCAAAUAUCUGGAGGAGCCUUACAUCCCCAAGACUGUUACUGCUCUUGAGCGGUAA